This is a messenger RNA of Nicotiana attenuata, 2288 nucleotides long. RefSeq lists its product as uncharacterized. The transcript has 10 exons. Lineage: Eukaryota; Viridiplantae; Streptophyta; Magnoliopsida; Solanales; Solanaceae. Bases 284 to 2059 code for a protein of 591 amino acids. The record is from RefSeq and is a predicted model, not a curated record.
UUUUUUUUUUUUUUUUUGGUUCACAGGCUGCAAACGCAAUUGGUAGUAUUUGGUAACCACACUUUAUUAUCCCCAAUAUUUGACAGUUAACCAACUUUUUUGUUCAUAAAUCCUCAAAACCCACAUCAUAAUCUUCCUUUAUCUUUCCAUUUCACGUCCAGUUUUCACAGACUCGAUUUUCCCCCACAAAGAUUAGAUUUUUUCAUUAAAAAACUGAGAUUUUUGGUUUCAUUGCUUGUGAUAAAGAUCCAGUGGUUGUUGAUUUAGCUGAAAAGCAUAAGGAAUGGAACCCCCAAGGGGGUUUCUGGCUUCUUUGUGGAACUUCAUCUGUUUCUUGCCUUACUUCAUUGGCCUGCUUAUUCUGGGUGUUUUGAAAGGUGUAAUUUUGUGCCCAUUGAUCCUCGUUAUAGUCACUAUCGGAAACUCUGCCCUUAUUUUGGGUCUUUGGCCGGUGCACCUGUUCUAUACAUAUUACUGUCUAUGGAGCACAAAGCAGUUAGGUCCAGCUUUAAAACUUGUGCUAAGCAUAUGUGUCAUUGUUAUUUUACUUUUAUGGCCGUUGAUUGGAUUUGCAAGCAGCAUCAUUGGUGGGGCAGCUUAUGGCUUCCUUUCUCCUGUGUUUGCCACUUUCCAAGCUGUGGGUGGAAAGAAGACGAAUGCCUUCUUUCACAGUAUAUAUGAUGGGACUUGGGAUACGAUGAAAGGAAGCUUUACUAUUGUUAGGGAUUUGAGGGAUGUUUUAUACCAUUCCUACUUCUCGAUCAUGGAUGAUUUGCGACUUCAAGGACCUCCUGGUGGAAAAUACUAUGAGAUCAGGUUGCUUUAUAUUCCUUUGGCACUAGUAGCCGUGGCACUAGGACUCCUGGUUGACAUACCGACGAUCACAGUAAUUGCUGCUUGCAAAUUUCCUUACAUGCUUUUGAAGGGGUGGCGUCGCUUGUUUCAUGAUUGUAUAGGUCGAGAAGGACCUUUUCUAGAGACCAUCUGUGUGCCAUUUGCUGGUCUUGCUAUCUUACUCUGGCCAAUGGCUGUUGUUGGGGCAUUCAUUGGAUCAAUGUUAGCAAGUAUCCUCCUCGGUGCUUAUUCAGGAGUAGUUGUAUAUCAGGAGUCUUCUCUUUGGUUGGGGCUUUGCUAUAUCGUUGCUUCCUUGUCCAUAUAUGAUGAAUAUAGCAAUGAUGUGCUAGAUAUGCCAGAAGGAUCCUGCUUUCCUAGGCCUCGGUACAGAAAGAAGACUGCAUCAAGAACCAGCUCUCGUUCAGCUUCUUUCUCAAGACCUGAAUCUGUCAGAAAUCCACCAUCUCGUACGAACUCCAUCAAUGCUCCCAUGGUCGAAUUGAAGCCCCUCGAGCUUCUUGAUGGCUUAUUCACGGGCUGUCAAUAUCAUGGGGAAAUCAUGGUAUCUAAAGGAGUAAUUACACAAAAAGACAUUGAAGAUGCCAAGUCUAAUAGAGAUAGUGGUCAAAUCAUUAACAUUGGUUUGCCUGCCUAUUGCAUCCUUCAGACCCUUAUACGUUCUGCCAAAGCCAACAGCGCUGGUCUUUUGAUAAACGAUGAUGGUACCGAAGUAACCAGCACAAACAGGCCCAGAGAUACCUUCUAUGAGUGGUUUCUCAAUCCACUCUUGAUCAUCAAAGACCAGAUCAAAGCUGAAAAUAUUUCCGACAGCGAAGAGGAGUACCUUGGCAAAUUGGUUUUGUUGAGUGGUGAUCCUGAGAGGUUGAGGAAUUUAAAUAUUGGAUCUCCACCUGAAUCUGAACUGAGGCGAGCUGAGUUUGAGGCGUUAGCUCGAAGACUACGAGGCAUCACAAAAUCUAUAUCAAGAUAUCCAACAUUCAGGCGCCGCUUUGAGAGUAGCAUCAGGAUUAUCUUAGAAGAACUAGCCAAGAAGAACGGUGAUAGUAGAAAAUCAGAAGAUUCAGGACCUCAAAAAGUUCCCAGGUCAAAAAGCAUGUUUGUUCGCAUGUUUAGCGAUAAAUCUUUCAAGAACAGAAACGGAAACAAUGGAUAUGAUCAAGAGGCUCAACUGGUAGAUGCUGACAGAAAUGUUGAAAUUCAGUGAUAAUAUGUGUAUAUCAUUAACCAUUUUCUGGUAUGUAGCUUCGGUUUAGGUGUUAAUCUUAUUUUUCUAUGUUGACGUGAUUGGAUUUGCAUGAGAAUCGUAGUAGGAAUAGGUUAGAAUGAUUUCUUCUCUGCUGAUGCUUUAGCAUGAGCAUGUGUUGUUUGUAAAAUUAGCCAAAGAAGUAACCUUCCUUUCUAUUUAAAUUUAAGGAUAAAACUUUCUCCUUCUC